Rhizophagus irregularis DAOM 181602=DAOM 197198 is the source of this 822-nucleotide messenger RNA. Lineage: Eukaryota; Fungi; Glomeromycota; Glomeromycetes; Glomerales; Glomeraceae. The record is from RefSeq and is a predicted model, not a curated record.
AAUUAUUAGAGCCAAUUUUGUACGAUAUCAAUUUUGGACCACACAAAUGUUUAGCGGUUCUGUGCUAACGCUUUAGUAGGAGGAUAGGAAAAUAUGGGAGCAGGAGUAACUUAUGUUUUAAUGCCUUUAUUAUUUAAUGCAAUUCGAAGUUUUGGACUAACAGCAGGAAUUUGUUUCGUUAUGGAAUUGACAUGUUUAUUAUUUUCCGAUGAUUGUCCUCAAGGAGAUUGGUCUAAACGUAAUCAACAAAUUGAAGAAAUACAUGGUACAGAUAAUGAAAGUCCAAAGGUUCAUAGUAAUCCAUCAAGACCAACCAUUGGAAUGUUUUUCAAAGCACUUAAAAAUCCGAAUGUCGGUUAUAAUUUUAAUGUUUAUGUACGCUUCAAUUGUUCUUUUGGAAUUGAACUUGCUGUAGAUAAUGUUAUUGGAUAUUUCUUUCAUGACUUUUCACUUUCGCAAACGAAAGCUGGUAUGAUAGGAGCUUUAUUUGGUUUAAUGAAUAUCUUCUCGCGGUUUCUUGCCGUUCAUUUUAUAUUAAUCUUCUUAAAUGGAGUAUUUUUGGUUGCUUUCCGAUUUUCCUUAACUAAUUUAAAAGAUGGCAUUAUUAUUUUAACAAUCUUCAUUUAUUUCACUCAGCUUGCUGCGGUUCAGUUUUUAGUAUUGUUUCCGGAAAUUGUUGGUGCAAUAUCAGGAUUAGUCGGCGCCGGUGGAAAUAUCGGUGGAUUAAUAUUUAUUGGUGUAUUUAAAAUUUAUGCCAAUAAUACUCCAAUCGCAUUCAUGGUUUGUGGAUUUGUAGUCAUGACAGUUGCAUUUACUGUAUGA